Molecule: messenger RNA, 3882 nt
Organism: Ambispora leptoticha
Lineage: Eukaryota; Fungi; Glomeromycota; Glomeromycetes; Archaeosporales; Ambisporaceae
Source: the annotation of a GenBank genome assembly
AUGGGCAUACGCAGUCCUUCCGAAGGACACGUCUGUUCUCAUGUAAAUGGUUCCGUGUCCCCUAGUGGGCCGUCCCCGUCCACCUCACCAACUUAUCAAAUGCCAAACGGUCCUUUCCCCGUCAAUGAACGUGAACGUCGUUCACGUUCAUCCUCAGAAUCAAGCGUGCAUUCUUAUACUAAUUAUAAUUAUUAUUCUCAGGCCGCAACUUCCUUCAAUGAUGGACAAACAGAACAAGACUAUGUUUCUAGCAGCAACAACAGCUGCUACAACUACAACUGUAACGAACACGAUAAUUUGAACGAGCACACAAAGAGUCGUCCACCACCACCACCACUCAAAAUAACAACAAACGUGGGAAUUCCGGGUAGUGGUUUAACUCGUAGAGCUCAUAUGAACGCGCAUAAACAUGAUAGAAAAUUUAGAGAAAGGACGAACCGUGUUUCAUUUCAUGAGAAGGAAUCUUCCUCACAAUCAGCUGGGAGCCCACCAAACGAAUAUGUGCAUAGUCCUUCCUCGACUACACCCAUGAACUCGGGGACAUCUUCGCCAACUCAAACAUCAUCUUCAGAUUUUUCACAAAAGUCCAGCACAUUGACACCUAAUUCACCUAAAACAUCAAACAUUAUUCCAAAUAUUCCAAAAUCAUCUAUAAUAAUAAACCCUAGAAAUUCCUCCCUAAAUUAUCAACAUCAACAUCCAUCCAGUAGCAAUAAUAGCAGCAUGAGUAGUCUUAAUAGUAAUAGCAGCAAUAGUUCUUUUGUGUCGAACCAAAUGCAUUCCCCCCUAAGUUAUCAAAGUCAAUCCAGUAGCACUAGCAACAAUACAGAAGACAAACUAUCGAGCACUCGCCCUACAGUUCGAAAAGAAUUGCUACAAACAGCGCACAGUUAUCCGUCAAUCUCAAAAUUCUUUUACGAUACAGAAAGGAAAUUCUUUGACGAUACAGAAAGGAAUUUGCAGGCAACUCUUAAUCACACGAAUUUCUGUGUAAUCGAUGUAACUGGGAUUAUUGAUCCUGCCGAAAUAAAACGUAAAAUUUUUGAUGCCUUAGAAAUUAAGGAUGAUAGGAAAAAUUAUAACAUUCAUUUAACGGAAAUUGGUCCUUUAAUAGACGAUAAACAGUUAGUUGAAAAAUGUAAACAUGCUGAUAGAAUUGCCUCGCUUAAACUCUUUGUAAAGCGAAAGGAUUUUCCUGAUACUAUACAUUUUCAUACUGCGAUCGAGAAAAAUCCCGUGAUAACUCGUCUACCAGUUUCUGCUACGAGUAUUGAGGUAUCAGUUCACAAUACUACUGGAUUUUGUGGUGGAUUUGAUCCAACUUUGGGCCCAGAGUUACAAAAAUCGCCCAGUCAGUAUUUUACUGCUGAACCUAUGACUAUGCCUCAGCCUGUUAUUUACCAGCAGCAACAACCAACACAUAGCCCUUUCUCUCAUCAAACUUAUAGUGAAAACAUUGAUCGACAACCACCACAACAAACUCUGAGACAUUCACCAAAUAAACUUCAGCAUCCACCUAAUUUAACACCGGGAGGUCUACAGGGGAAUCAACCAUCACAAGUAAAUAGCAUCGCAAAAAUAAUAGCUCAACAAACAUCUCCAUUAUCAUCAAUAGGGAUUCAUCCGUAUGCUUCACCAGUUUUACCUCCUAUAUCUGAACAGAGUAAUAAUGUCCCUCAAUUGAAAAAGUGUCAAAGUGUUGAGAAUAUUGCUCAAAAGAAUGAUAAAAAUUUUACGCGAAUUCAAAAUGACUUUCCGUCUCAAUAUAAUAGUGUAGAAAACUUUGAUCAACCACCUCAAAUAAUUUCUCAAGUAUCAAGGACACCUCCCCAAAAUAUAUUAGAUACAAGAAACUUUAUUAAUAAUGCUGCAGAUCCACAACGUGAGCAUACAAUCUAUAAUGAGGGGAUUCAUUCAAAUUUAACGGCGACUUCUCUUAAUCAGUCCUUUUCCGCAAAUAAUACAACGAUGGUGAAGCCGACAGAAGAAGACGACGAGCCUCAGCUUUGGCCUAUAAUAGAGAUUAAGGAGGAAGAUAAAGUAGGCGAAUUAUGGAUUAAAAAACCAAUCAAAUCAAACUCGAAUAAUACUACUUUGGUAUCAAGUUUGGAUGAUAUACAAAAUACAUUAGAUACAAGAAAUAACGGUGAAGCACUCGACCAUACAUUCAAUAAUGUGAACAUUAAUGUGAACCUAGUAGAUAAUUCAAUAGUAAAAUCAACAGAAGAAGAAGAGCCUCCUCUUUGGGAUAUAAUAGAUCCUGCUUUAAUUAAGGAUGAAGAUAAAGUAGGCGAAUUAUGGAUUAAAAAACCCAUUAGCAGAUCAAGCUCGAACAAUAAUACUUUAAUAUCAAAUUCGGAAGGUACUAGUUUAAUAUCAAGCCUUAGUGGUGAAGGUGAAGGUCUUUCGGAUGCACCUCUAAAAAAUUCUCAAAAUGUUAAUCAAGAAGAAACACCAAAGGACAAUUUGAACUCUUUUAAAAACAAUAACAAUUCUUCUGUGAGAUUUGAUAUUCCGUCAAGUCCUCUUCCAGAUCAGCGCACUAAUCUCGGUCUUGUACGAUCUGUAUCCCGUAGAAGAGGAGUCAAAGAUUCUUGGGUUGUGAGACCUACAGUUGUGGAUGUAUAUGAGGAUUUAGAUGUAUAUUUUCCUGGUCAUGAUCUUGACAAAGAGAUUGACGGAACAGACAACGGCAUGAUCAAUAAUUCAAACAAUGAUGGAGAAAUUUCGCCAUCUAUUGCUGCUCCUAUUACUCCAACUGGGAAAAGAAAAUUAACCCGCGGGAAAUCGAUUCGUCAUGUCGCGGAGCAAAUUGUAAAUCGUGAACGUCAGCAAUGGGCAAUUAUUACGACAGCAGUACUAGCAGAGACUAAGUUAAAGAGAAAAGUUACAAAAAUAUGGGGAAAUCGUACAGAACAAGUUAAACCAGGACAAUCUUGGUCUUCUCAACAAGGACACUCAGUUGAUGAUAAUAAAAAUCUAGAAGAGAAGACAUUACCUAAAAUCCAAUGGGUGAAAGGUGAAUUAAUCGGAAAAGGCACUUUCGGAAAAGUAUAUCUUGCUUUAAACAUAUCAAACAAAGAAAUGAUAGCAGUCAAGCAAGUGGAACGACCAACUACUGCAUCUGAUAUGCUGAGUGAAAGACAACUUAGUUUGGUUCAAUCGUUUUAUGCUGAAAUGAAUCUUUUGAAAGUUUUGGAGCACGAGCAUAUUGUCCAAUAUUUAGGUUAUGAAGAAACCCCAGAGGCUUUAAAUAUUUUCCUUGAAUAUGUGAACGGUGGAUCUAUAGGAACAUGCCUAAAAAUACACGGCAGAUUCAAAGAACCUGUAGUGCGAUCUUUUACUCGGCAGAUACUUCUUGGGCUCGAAUAUUUGCAUGGAACAAAUAUUAUUCAUCGGGACAUUAAAUCUGAUAAUAUUCUUGUGACUGAAGACGGGUGCUGCAAAAUUUCGGACUUUGGUAUAUCAAAGAAAGGCACUCAUGCUGUUUACGAUAAUCAGUCAAAUAUGUCAUUACAAGGAACCAUAUUCUAUCUGGCGCCUGAAGUAUUCACUAAUACAGAUGGAUAUAGUGCUAAAGUCGAUAUAUGGAGCUUAGGGUGUGUCGUACUAGAAAUGUUUACUGGUAAUCGACCUUGGGCAACAUUUAACGAUCUAACUGCAAUGUACAAGAUUGGCAAAGAAAAAAAACAUCCACCAAUACCUAGUGCAUCUGAGAUAUCAGGAGAAGCUAAAGACUUUUUGGAGCAAUGUUUUAUUAUAGAUCCAGAAGCACGACCAAAAGCGUCAGAAUUGUUACUUCAUCCAUUUGCAAAAGAAGAUCCUAGUUUCCAAUUCAAGAAAUAUAUCAAAGUACCACCAAUAGUACGUUCUAAACAAUAA